Molecule: messenger RNA, 2507 nt
Organism: Balaenoptera ricei (Rice's whale)
Lineage: Eukaryota; Metazoa; Chordata; Mammalia; Artiodactyla; Balaenopteridae
Gene: RHO
Product: rhodopsin
Exons: 5
Coding region: 93-1139 (348 amino acids)
Biological process (GO): G protein-coupled receptor signaling pathway; phototransduction; visual perception
Cellular component (GO): photoreceptor outer segment; membrane
Molecular function (GO): G protein-coupled receptor activity
Source: RefSeq, a predicted model, not a curated record
GCCAUCCAGCCGGAGCCCCGCGCGGCUGAGCUCAGGCCUCAGCAGCAUCCUCCGGUUGGAGCUGCCGCAGGGCAGCUGCAAGGGCCGCAGCCAUGAACGGGACGGAGGGCCUGAACUUCUACGUGCCUUUCUCUAACAAGACGGGCGUGGUGCGCAGCCCCUUCGAGUACCCGCAGUACUACCUGGCUGAGCCGUGGCAGUUCUCCGUGCUGGCCGCCUACAUGUUCCUGCUGAUCGUGCUCAGCUUCCCCAUCAACUUCCUCACGCUCUACGUCACGGUCCAGCACAAGAAGCUGCGCACGCCUCUCAACUACAUCCUGCUCAACCUGGCCGUGGCCAACCUCUUCAUGGUCUUCGGUGGCUUCACCACCACCCUCUACACCUCUCUGCACGCGUACUUCGUCUUCGGGCCCACGGGAUGCAACGCGGAGGGCUUCUUUGCCACCCUGGGCGGUGAAAUUGCCCUGUGGUCCUUGGUGGUCCUGGCCAUCGAGCGGUACGUGGUGGUGUGUAAGCCCAUGAGCAACUUCCGCUUCGGGGAGAACCAUGCCAUCAUGGGCCUCGCCGUCACCUGGAUCAUGGCUCUGGCCUGUGCCGUGCCCCCCCUCGUCGGCUGGUCCAGGUACAUCCCGGAGGGAAUGCAGUGCUCGUGCGGGAUUGACUACUACACGCUCUCGCCAGAGGUCAACAAUGAGUCCUUCGUCAUCUACAUGUUCGUGGUCCACUUCUCCAUCCCCCUGAUCAUCAUCUUCUUCUGCUACGGGCAGCUGGUCUUCACAGUCAAGGAGGCGGCUGCCCAACAGCAGGAGUCGGCCACCACGCAGAAGGCCGAGAAGGAGGUCACUCGCAUGGUCAUCAUCAUGGUCGUGGCUUUCCUGAUCUGCUGGGUGCCCUAUGCCAGCAUGGCGUUCUACAUUUUCACCCACCAGGGCUCCAACUUUGGCCCCAUCUUCAUGACCAUCCCGUCGUUCUUUGCCAAGAGUUCCUCCAUCUACAACCCCGUCAUCUACAUCAUGAUGAACAAGCAGUUCCGGAACUGCAUGCUCACCACCCUGUGCUGUGGCAGGAGCCCACUGGCUGACGAUGAGGUCUCCACCACUGCCUCCAAGACAGAGACCAGCCAGGUGGCGCCUGCCUAAGGACUCUGUGGCCAACUGUAGGAGUCUCCCAGCCCCCGCCCUCCACCCCAGCCGCCCCAUCAGGAGCCGUGCCUGUCGGAACCAGGUCACACAGGCUCCCUGAGUUUAAACAAACAAACAAAAAAAGAAUUAACGAGAGAAAAAUGAGGCUCCUCACUUGGCAGGGUCGGCCCAGUCUGGAGUCCUGAUUUCCCAGGGGCUGGUGGGAUCUGUACCCCCCUUUCCCCCCAAACUCAUCUCUCAGGCACACGAGAACUCUUGCUCUGGAAAAGUGUCCCAGCUUAGGGAUAAGUGUGUAGCACAGAGUGGGGCACAUAGUAGGUGCUUAAUAAAUGCUAGAUGGAUGAAGGAAGGAAUGAAUGGAGACAUGAAUGGAGAGAUGAAUGGGCGGAGCGAGCAUAUCUAUCCUCUCAAAACCAUGCUAGCAGCAGCAGCUCACCCUUGGCUGAUGACCUUGAGCAGUUGUUUUCCUCCUUGGGCCUCACUUUCUUCCCCCAUAAAAUGGAAAUUCCAAAUCCCCCACACAGCUGCUGUGAAGAUCAAAUGAGAUUGUGUGUGUGCGUGUGCUUGUGCGUGUGUGUGUGUGUGUGCGUGUGAGCACUUUGUAAAUGGUAAGGAGCUGUACAGACUGUAGUUAACAUUAUAAAUAAUAUCAAUGAAUAUAAUUAAUUCAUUGCUAUGAUCAUCUCCUCUUGAUAGUGACCAUUUUGAGAUUGGGCAAGGCCCUGAGCAUCCAGCCUCAGCAGGUUUAUAAAAAUGAGCCAGACGUCAAGGCCAGACCAGGCCUGGGUGUUGGGCCACGGGAGGGACAGUCAAGGAAAUGCAGAAUGCAGUCAUCAGGACUGAAAAAACAACAUCGGGGGUCCAGAGUGUGGGACCGAGGCCCGGGGAUCUCACCUCCAGCAUGGAGCCCCGGGACUAGGGCCACCCCUUUUCAGUGUGGCCCAUGGAGAGACAGGCCUUUCUCUCAGCUUCCGGAAACCACUUGUUCUCCUCCCCAGCACUCAGGCUGCAGCAUCUCUGGGCCAGUAUGGAGCUUCUAGAAGCCACGCUUACCUGCCCACAUUUAAUGGGGAGCUGGGUCCCCAAUGUCACCCUUUUCUCAAAGAGCUUAGAAACAAAGAAUGGGAAAUCUGGCUGGGCCCACCUUCCCUGGGGAUGUUCACAGGUCUCAGGUUUCGGCUCCCUUGCUGGGCGAGCCUUCAGCGGCUCCAGUCCAUUCUUCACUGUGGAGAGUCCUUGCUGUGAAACUGGCUGGGACUCUGGGGCAUCAAAACUGAGCUGCUUCAGCAACUGCCCCUCCUCCUCCACAUAACCAAAGCUGGAAGCUCUACCUUUCCGCAGCUCUGCCUGGAGAUGAAGGCAAAU